AUGGGUAAUUCUGGUGGAGGAGGAAGUUGAUCCAUGUCCUCAAUUGUUUUGUGCACAUCUUCGAAGAUAAUGGCCGGUUUCCCAGUGGUUCCAUUUGCACUGAGUGCCGCGCUGCCAUUGAGUUCCCUAAUGGGCUCGCCCGACGUUUGGGCGAUGUUCUUUGCUUCCGUCGUUCCCGCAACAGUCUCCUUCGGCCUCUGUUGUUGUUCAGUCUCCUUCGGCCUCUGUUGUUGUUCAUCGCUCACUUCCGCUCCGCUCCUAUUUGCCACAUCCGCAGGCUUUUUCUCUUCCUCUUUGAAGUGCACACGAUUCUCAGCAGCUUGCUCCAGAAUCUCUGGUGUAGUGUGAUCAAUUAGAACUGGCUCAUCAGCAGCUGCAGCUGCUGUAGUGGCAUUUUCUACAAUCCUCUCAGCUGAGGGACUUCGCGACGGAGUGAACACUUCAACUGGUAUAGGAACCGCUUCCGCUUUCGGCUCUAAUUUCAAACCUCCAGCGCUCGGCAAUCCGUCCUUCGUGGCGUCCGCUCCAGCGCUCAGCAAUCCGUCCUUCGUGGCACCCGCAGGUGCAGAGACGGCUGAUGGUUGCUCAUUGGGAACUCCCAUUUUGAUUUCAUCUUUCUGUGUCUCUACUCUUUUUUCAGAUGGGUCCUUAUACACUAUGCUAAUCACUGCUGGCUCUGCACUGGGUUCCUCCAACUUCGGCGGCGAUUUGGUGGGUUCCUCUUGCUUCUGUUGA
Haemonchus placei is the source of this 735-nucleotide messenger RNA. The record is from the annotation of a GenBank genome assembly. Lineage: Eukaryota; Metazoa; Nematoda; Chromadorea; Rhabditida; Trichostrongylidae.